AUGAAGAAUAUCAUGUCCUCUUUGCUCACGUGUCUUCUCUCCCCCAUCGCAGACGUGGGCUCCGUGGAGGGGCUGUCCUACCACCGUGGCUGGGACAUGUUGUACUGGACGAGUUACACCACGUCCACCAUCACACGGCACACGGUGGACCAGGGCCGCUGGGGAGCCGUGGACCGCCACACCGUGGUCACCAUGUCCGGAGACGACCAUCCCAGAGCUUUCGUCCUGGAUGAGUGUCAGGGACUCAUGUUCUGGACCAACUGGAACGAGCAGUCCCCGAGCAUCAUGAGGGCCACUCUGAGCGGAGCCAACGUCAUCAUCAUCAUCGGCUCUGACGUGCGCACGCCCAACGGUCUGGCCAUAGACCACCGCGCAGAGAAGCUGUACUUCAGCGACGCCACGCUGGACAAGAUUGAGCGCUGCGAGUACGACGGCAGCCGCAGAUACGUGGUGUUGAAGAACGAGCCGGUCCACCCCUUCGGCCUGGCGGUCUACGGGGAGUACCUGUUCUGGACCGACUGGGUGCGCAGAGCCGUGCUGAGGGCGGAUAAGUUCACCGGAGCGGAGAUGAAAGUGCUGCGAGCCGACAUCCCCCAGCAGCCAAUGGGGAUCAUCGCCGUGGCCAACGACACCAACAGCUGUGAGUUCUCUCAGUGUCGGGUGAAUAACGGCGGCUGUCAGGACUUGUGUCUGCUCACCUCUGAUGGACGAGUAAACUGCAGUUGCCGUGGAGACAGAAAACUCCUUGAGGACAACACCUGCAUCGCCCUGAACACCACCUGUAACAACAUCGAUGAGUUUGAGUGCGGGAACGGAGACUGCAUCGAGUACAUCCGCACCUGCGACGGCACGCCCCACUGCAAGGACAAGUCCGACGAGAAGCAAUCCUACUGCGCUAACCGUGUGUGUAAGAAGGGUUACCGGCGCUGUGUGAACGGCCGCUGUGUGGGACACGGCUCCUGGUGCAACGGUCAAGACGACUGCGGAGACCGGUCAGACGAGCUCUUCUGCAACACCACUCUGUGCACGGCGGAUCAGUUCCAGUGUCGAGACGGAAGCUGCAUCUCCAACUCCAGCAAAUGUAACCAGAAAGUGGACUGUGACGACGCCAGCGACGAAAUCAAUUGCACUGCCACAGACUGCUCCAGUUACUUCCACCUUGGAGUGAAGGGUGUGAGCUUUCAGAAGUGUGAGUUCACCACGCUCUGCUACGCCCCCUCCUGGCAGUGCGACGGGGCCAACGACUGCGGGGACUUCUCAGACGAGCGCAACUGUCCAGGGAGUGAGAAGAUAAAGUGCCAGGCUCCGUUCUUCGCCUGUCCCAGCGGCCGGUGCAUCCCCAUGAGCUGGACGUGUGACAAGGAGAAGGACUGUGAGGACGGAGCGGACGAGGCGCACUGCGAUAAGUUUUGCUCUGGCUCUCAGUUCGAGUGCGGGAACCACCGCUGCAUCCCGAACCGCUGGGUUUGUGACGGCGCCGACGACUGCGGAGACGCCAGCGACGAGGGCGCCCAGUGCAAGACGAAGACGUGCAGCCCGGACAUGUUCCACUGCCCCGCGUCCCACGUGUGCAUCCCCCAGAAGUGGAAGUGUGACGGGGACAAGGACUGUCCGGACGGAGCCGACGAGAGCGUCAAGGCUGGCUGUGUGUUCAACAACACGUGUGACAACAGCGAGUUCAUGUGUCAGAACCAGCAGUGUAUCCCCAAACACUUUGUGUGUGACCACGACCGCGACUGCGGUGACGGCUCCGAUGAGUCCCCCGAGUGCGAGUACCCGACGUGUGGCCCGCGGGAAUUCCAGUGCGCAAACGGCCGCUGUCUGAUCCAGAGCUCGUGGGAGUGCGACGGAGACUUUGACUGUCACGAUCGUUCUGACGAGGCCCCCAAGAACCCCCGCUGCUCUGGACCCGAAAAGAAGUGCAACGACACGGCCUUCGCCUGUGCCAACGGUCUGUGUGUGAACGAGACGCUGCUCUGUGACCAGAAGGACGACUGCGGCGACGGAUCCGACGAGCUCAACUGUUUCAUCGACGAGUGUUUGAACAGCAAACUCAGCGGCUGCUCCCAGCUCUGCCAGGACCUCAAGGUCGGCUUUAAGUGCAGGUGUCAUCCCGGCUUCAGGCUGAAGGACGAUGGGAAAACGUGUGUGGACAUCGACGAGUGCCUGACGACGUACCCCUGCACCCAGCGCUGCGUGAACACCCACGGGAGCUUCCACUGCCUCUGCGUCGACGGCUUCCAGCUCAGCCCCAGCAACCCCACCAUCUGCAAGUCCACCUCAGAUGAAGAGCCGUACCUCAUCUUUGCGAACCGGUACUACUUACGGAAGCUGAACUUGGACGGUUCCAACUACACUCUCAUCAAACAGGGGCUAAACAACGCGGUGGCUCUGGACUUCGACUACAGAGAGCAGAUGAUCUACUGGACGGACGUCACCACACAGGGAAGCAUGAUCCGGAGAAUGUACAUGAACGGCAGCGACGUGCAGGUCUUGCACAGGACGUCCCUCAGUAACCCGGAUGGGCUGGCGGUGGACUGGGUGGGGGGAAACCUGUACUGGUGCGACAAAGGCCGAGACACCAUCGAAGUGUCCAAGCUCAACGGAGCCUACCGGACUGUUCUGGUCAACUCCGGACUGAGGGAGCCCCGGGCCAUCGCUGUGGACGUGCGAUACGGGUACUUGUACUGGUCGGACUGGGGGGACAUCCCGCACAUCGGCAGGAUCGGGAUGGACGGCAGCAACAGGAGCGUCAUCAUCGAGGAUAAGAUCACGUGGCCCAACGGCCUCACGCUGGACUUCAUCAAUGACCGCAUCUACUGGGCCGACGCCAGGGAGGACUACAUCGCCUUCGCCAGCCUGGACGGCUCCAACAGGCACAUCGUUCUGGCUCAGGACAUCCCACACAUCUUUGCCAUGACCCUGUUUGAGGAGUUCAUCUACUGGACCGACUGGGAGACCAAGUCCAUCACCAGAGCUCACAAAACACAAGGCACCAACAAGAGCACCCUGAUCAGCACCCUGCACCGGCCCAUGGACGUGCACAUCUACCACGCCAGCAGGCAGCCUGAAGUGGAAGGGCAUCCGUGUCAGACCAAUAAUGGCGGCUGCAGUAACCUGUGCCUGAUCUCCCCUGGAGGCGGCUACAAGUGCGCCUGUCCCACCAACUUCUACCUGGCUGCAGACAACAAGCACUGCCUCUCCAACUGCACGGCCAGCCAGUUCGUUUGUAAAAAUGACAAGUGCAUCCCUUUCUGGUGGAAAUGUGACACCGAGGACGACUGUGGAGACAGAUCUGACGAGCCCGCAGACUGCCCUGAGUUUAAGUGCAGACCGGGACAGUUCCAGUGCGGUACCGGCAUCUGCACAAACCCGGCUUACAUCUGCGACGGUGACAACGACUGUCAGGACAACUCUGAUGAGGCCAACUGUGACAUCCACGUGUGUCUGCCCUCUCAGUUCAAGUGCAGCCACCCCAGCCGCUGCAUCCCGGGGAUCUUCCGCUGCAACGGCCAGGACAACUGUGGCGACGGAGAGGACGAGAAGGACUGUCCGGAGGUGACGUGUGCUCCAAACCAGUUCCAGUGCGCCAUCACCAAACGCUGCAUCCCCCGAGUCUGGAUCUGUGACCGCGACAACGACUGCGUGGACGGAUCCGACGAGCCGGCCAACUGCACUCAGAUGACGUGUGGAGUGGACGAGUUCCGCUGUAAAGACUCGGGUCGCUGUAUCCCGGCGCGAUGGAAGUGUGACGGGGAAGACGACUGUGGAGACGCCUCCGACGAGCCCAAAGAGGAGUGUGACGAGAGGACGUGUGAGCCGUACCAGUUCCGGUGCAAGAACAACCGCUGUGUCCCCGGGCGCUGGAGAUGUGACUACGACAACGACUGUGGAGACAACUCUGACGAAGACAAAUGCGUGCCUCGCAAGUGUUCGGAGAGCGAGUUUUCCUGCACCAACGGGCGCUGUAUCGCCGGCCGCUGGAAAUGCGACGGAGACCACGACUGCUCAGACGGAUCGGAUGAAAAUGGCUGUGAUCUGAAGUGUGACAGUGACCAGUAUCAGUGCAAAAGCGGACACUGCAUUCCCAUUCGCUGGAGGUGCGACGCCGACACGGACUGUCUGGACGGCAGCGAUGAGCAGCACUGCGACCGCGGAGUGGGCCGACACUGCCCCCUGGAGGAGUUCCAGUGCAACAACACGCUGUGCAAACCUCUGGGCUGGAAGUGUGACGGGGAAGACGACUGCGGAGACAACUCAGACGAGAGCCCCAAAGAGUGUGUGCGGUUCCAGUGCCCGCCCACUCGUCAGUUCCGUUGCCAUAACGACCGUGUGUGUUUGUCUUUGUCCAAACGUUGUGAUGGAGUCAACAACUGUGGAGACAACAGCGACGAACUCAACUGCUUGCCCCCGUCGCCGCCCGUCUGCCACAAGGAUGAGUUCCGGUGCUCGAGUGGCCGCUGCAUCAGUCUGAACCUGCGCUGCGACGGCUUCAACGACUGUGAGGACUACGGCUCCGACGAGAGCGGCUGCAACAAGAGAGACGGCGCCCUGAGUGAUUGUCGUGCCUCCAGCUCUUCGUGCGGAGACGGAGACGAGGCGCACUGCGUGGUCAACGGCACCGACUCCUUCUGCUCCUGCAAACAGGGCUUCAGCUCUGACGGACACAAGCGCUGCCAAGAUAAAAACGAGUGCAGUGAGUUCGGCGCCUGCUCCCACAUCUGCAACAACACAAAAGGCUCGCACAAGUGCAUCUGCCACAAGUACUUCAGCCGCAUCAACGACACGUGCAAGGCCGACUUCCCGCGUCAGGUUUUGUACAUCGCAGACGAUAACGAGAUCCGCAGCCUGGACCCUGGCGUGCCGAGCUGGAGGUAUGAGCAGAUCUUCCAGGGAGACGCCAACGUGCGCAUCAACGCCAUGGACGUCCACAUCAAGACGAACAAAGUGUACUGGACCAACUGGCACACGGGCCGCAUCUCCUCCUACGAGCUCAACCCCAGCCUCUUCUCCCCCAACGGCAACAACCGCAACCGCCGCCAGACCGAGUCCCGGCUCUCGCAUGUUGAGAUUCCAGACCUGAAGAUGCCUCGUGGGAUCGCCGUGGACUGGGUGGCCGGUAACCUGUACUGGACCGACUCUGGACGCGACGUGAUCGAGGUGGCCCAGCUGAGCGGAGGACGCCAUCGCAAAACCCUGAUCUCCGGCAUGAUCGACGAGCCGUACGCCAUCGUGGUCGACCCGCACAGAGGGAAAAUGUACUGGGCCGACUGGGGAAACCAUCCGAAGAUCGAAACAGCAGCGAUGGACGGCACCAUGAGGGAGACGUUGGUGGAGAAGAACAUUCAGUGGCCCACAGGUUUGGCUGUGGACUACUUUAACGAGCGUCUGUACUGGGCCGACGCCAAACUCUCGGUGAUCGGAAGCAUCCGCCUCAACGGCAGCGACGCGGUGGUGGCCGUCAGCAGCAUCAACAACAAAAUGCACCAGCCGUUCAGCAUCGACGUGUUCGAGGAUUACAUCUACGGCGUCACCUACAUCAACAACUACGUGUUCAGGGUGAAUAAAUUUGGCAGAGGUCCGGUGGAAAACCUGACCACCGGAAUGAACCACGCCACGGAUCUGGUGCUGUACCACCGCAACAAGCAGCCCGAGAUGACAAACCCGUGCGACAGGAAGAAGUGUGAGUGGCUGUGUUUGCUGAGUCCCAGUGGACCGGUCUGCACGUGUCCAAACGGGCGGUACCUGGACAACGGCACCUGUGUGGAGCUGCCCCCACCCACCCUCUCCCCCAUUUCUCCCCCUAGUGGCCCGUGCCUGGUGCAGUGUCUGAACGGAGGCACCUGCUUCCUGAACGCCCACAAACAGCCCAAGUGCCGCUGCCAGCCCAACUACGGAGGAGACCGCUGCGAAGUGGACCAGUGCCGAGACUACUGCCGCAACGGAGGCACCUGCACGCCAUCGCCUACAGGCUCGCCCACGUGCCGCUGUCGGACCGGCUUCACUGGCCCCACAUGCAACCUGCGCACCUGCAGCGGCUACUGCCAGAACGGAGGCACUUGUUCUGUGAGUGCGGGGAACCAGCCGACCUGCACCUGCCCCGCCGAGCGCCUCGGGGACCAGUGCCAGUACAGCAGCUGCGAGGGCCACUGUGAGAACCGCGGCACGUGUCUGCAGAGCGCCGACGGCUCGCGCAUGUGCCGCUGUCUGCCGCAGUUCAGCGGAGGACAGUGCGAAGUCGACAGGUGCCACUACUGCAGAGACGGCCGCUGCGUCACCAACAACGGCUUUGGGUCCAUGCCCGAGUUCACCUGCAUCUGCUCCAACGGUCGAGUGCAGCCCAGCUGUUACACCUGCGACACUAACGAGUACUGCGCUAACGGACAGUGCUCUAUCAACCCCCUCAGCCACCUCCCCGAGUGCAGAUGUUCCGCGGGUUGGACCGGACACCGCUGUGCAGUGCUGGCCCCUAGUGGUGAACCAGGAACAGGAGGACGCACCGCAUCCAUCGUGGUCCCAGUGCUGCUUCUGCUGCUGUUGCUGCUAGCUGUGGGUGCGAUGCUGUGGUACCGGCGCCGCAUGAGAGGGGCCAAAGGCUUCCAGCACCAGAGAAUGACCAACGGAGCCAUGAACGUGGAGAUCGGGAACCCGGCGUACAAGAUCUACGAGGGCGAGCCGGAGGACGACGCCGGGGAGCUGCUGGACGCCGACUUCACGCUCGACCCAGAUAAGCCCACAAACUUCACAAACCCGGUGUACGCCACGCUGUACAUGGGCGCGCACAACAGCCGGAACUCUCUGGCCAGUACGGACGAGAAGAAGGAGCUGCUGUGCCGUGGAGACGAGGAGCCUCUGGUCGACCCGCUCACAUAG
This is a messenger RNA of Knipowitschia caucasica, 6873 nucleotides long. NCBI's taxonomy places the organism in Eukaryota, Metazoa, Chordata, Actinopteri, Gobiiformes, Gobiidae. The record is from the annotation of a GenBank genome assembly.